AUGUCUGAACGCUUCUUACUUAUCCAUCCUAACAUCUAUCUUUCCUUUUUAGCCGCGGAAGUCCAUUCGAUCUUACAGAUAACCAAAGAUACCUAUUUGUUUGAAACUUUAGCCGGAAAGACAAUAAGUAUAACUGAGACUAAUCCACCACUACUAACCGUUCUUAAGACCCAACGCAAAACACUCGACUUUCUUCUAUCCCGUUCUGUACUCGUAUCUAAAGCCCUUUACAUUCCCGAACCAUCUGAAACCACCGCCGCCUUCUUCCAACGCCAAGACAACCCCCAGCACACCUACCGAAUAAACGUCACCUCAUACACCCGUAAGCUCAGUGCUGCCGCCAAAGUCACUCUAAUGGAGGAACUAGAACCCAUCUUAGGCCUACGCACUGCCAACUUAACUCAGCCCCAAACUAUCAUUGAAAUAAUCGAAACCCCCACCCAAACCAUAACUGGAAUUCUCUAUCAAGAAAGCCAAAGAAAAGAUCUCCUCCAGUACAGUCUGAAAAACCGCGCCUUCAUCGGCACCACCGCCAUGGACAACGAAAUCUCAUUUAUUCUAGCUAAUCUCGCCCAAGUAAUUCCCCAAAGCAUUGUCCUGGACUGUUUUGCCGGUACAGGCAGUCUACUCCUUCCCUGUGCUAUUCUUGGCGCACUAGUCGUAGGCUUAGAUAGUAACCCCAAGCAGUACCAAGGCCUAACUAAACCCCACCAGAACCCCAAAAUAAGAACUCUCCAACCAGGAACUAACAUCUACACCAACUUCCAUCAAUUCCAAGUCAACCACCAAGUUCUUUGUUUCGGCCUAGCUAACAUCUUCUCAACCCCUAUUCUGCGCCCAACUACAAUUGAUGCCAUCAUUUGUGAUCCGCCCUACGGCCGCCGUGAAAGCACCAACAUCAAUCUUCCCAUUCCCACCCCAACGACCAAUCAUAAGACCAACACAGAUAGUAAUGACUUUUAUUUCGAUUCAGCUUGGCCUUUUGUUCAACAACUCUUCCAACAAGCAGCUAUUUGUUUAAAACCCAAUGGGUUCCUUUGUUUCUUUAUACCACAUGCCAAUACUAACGAUCUACCAGUCAAAAUGACCAACUUAGAUAUCUUUACUGAAAUAUGUCGCUGUCCCCAAUACUUAAACUCAGUCUAUUCUCGCACCGCCUUUGUCUACCAGAAAAGGACUCACUAA
This is a messenger RNA of Nematocida homosporus, 1185 nucleotides long. RefSeq names its product tRNA (guanine10-N2)-methyltransferase. Gene Ontology annotation, molecular function: nucleic acid binding. The transcript has a single exon. Gene Ontology annotation, biological process: methylation. NCBI's taxonomy places the organism in Eukaryota, Fungi, Microsporidia. The coding region runs from base 1 to 1185 and encodes 394 amino acids. The record is from RefSeq and is a predicted model, not a curated record. Gene Ontology annotation, cellular component: cytoplasm.